AAGUUUUGGUCGAGUAAAAUUCACUCAUCCAAUACAUUUCUUAAAAAAAGUGUUUUAAUAAAUUUUAUAAAAAUAAUUUGAUUUCUUAGUUUAGUUAUUAUUUUUUAAAAUAAAUCUCCACAGAUUAAUCGCAUCAUUUUCCCUCCGUGUUAACAUUUUGAUGGAUCGUUCAGGCGAAGGAAAAAGGGAGGAGGAGCUUGGUUUCGAGCGGCUCGCCUCAUUCGUGUGCGAAUGCGAGCCUUUAUCCCAGGAAGAUCUUGAAGCCAUUGACGCCACUCUUCAAUCUUCUCUCCCCAAACCCAGCACCACCAACAACAACAAUAACAAACGCCCCUUCGCCUCUCACUCUCCCCCUCGCCGCAGCAGCCGCCGACGCUUACCCACAUCGCUCAUUGCUCUUCAACUCCCACCUUCUCUCUCUUUCUCACCUUCUCCAGGCCAUUUAAAGACGAGGUUGCCUGUAAUGAAGUUUUGUGGGAAAAUUAUGUACAGUAGGACGUUUACUGAUGUGGAGAAAGCUGUAACAAAGUUCCUAAAAAUCAUUGAAGAAAAGAAAAGAGACAUGAUUCAAAUUCCAAUCGGAUUUGACAUUGAGUGGAGACCCACCUUCAAAAGAGGUGUUCCACCCGGGAAAACAGCAGUGAUGCAGAUAUGUUGUGACACUAAUCAUUGUCUUGUUCUUCAUCUAAUUCAUUCUGGAAUCCCUCGAAAUCUACAGCUUCUACUUGAAGAUUCCUCAGUUUUGAAGGUUGGAGCGGGGAUUGGCGGUGAUGCUUCUAAGGUUUCGAGAGAUUAUUUCAUAUCCAUUAAAGGUGUGGAAGACCUUUCUUAUCACGCUAAUCAAAAGCUAGGUGGAGGUCCGAAUAAGUGGGGUCUUGCAUCUUUGACCGAAAAACUUCUAUCAAAACAGCUUAAGAAGCCCAGCAAAAUAAGAAUGGGGAAUUGGGAGACUCCUUAUUUGUCAAAGGAGCAACUAGAGUAUGCUGCCACAGAUGCUUUUGCUUCUUGGUUUCUCUAUCAGACUAUUAAAGAUCUCCCAGAUGCCCAGGAAGUUGCCGACAAAAGUAUUGAAGUUGAUGGUGCACCACAACAAUGACCGUAUCUCAUGUCUGUGUAGUGUGUACCAUAAUUCAUUUAAUGUAAAUUACAUUUAGUUAUUAUUUAUUAUGUACUAAAUUAAACGUCUGUUGUAAUUUUAUGAGAGUGUCCCAAGAAAUCAAGUCUACUGGAUGAUUCAGUCCCUUUUAUGGCCGGUAUUUUUAAUUUAAUUGAUAGUGGAUAUUUCAUUCACUAAGAAAAA
Medicago truncatula (barrel medic) is the source of this 1300-nucleotide messenger RNA. Its product is annotated as Werner Syndrome-like exonuclease. The record is from RefSeq and is a predicted model, not a curated record. NCBI's taxonomy places the organism in Eukaryota, Viridiplantae, Streptophyta, Magnoliopsida, Fabales, Fabaceae. Gene Ontology annotation, biological process: nucleobase-containing compound metabolic process. Gene Ontology annotation, molecular function: 3'-5' exonuclease activity; nucleic acid binding. The transcript has 6 exons. Bases 161 to 1096 code for a protein of 311 amino acids.